AAAAGAAGGAAGCGUUCGAAGGGGCGGGACAGACAAAAUAUAAAAGUGUCAACACAGACAACCUCGUUUUCUACUGGAUAUUUUGACUAGAGGCGUGAAAGUAUGAGUACAUUUGCAGGGCGAAUGAAAGAGUAUCCAAACAUUUCUUUGGAUCGCUUCGACAACGACAACUUAAACGCGCAUGCAUAUUUUCUGUCGCACUGUCAUAAAGAUCACAUGAGAGGAAUUAAAGGACCAAAGCUGAAAAGAAGGCUUCAGUCCAGCCGCAAAGUCAGACUUUACUGCUCGUUUGUGACCAAAGAGCUCCUGCUGAGCAGUCCCAAGUACCAUUUUUGGGAGAACGUCAUUGUUCCCUUAGAACUGGAAAGCCCAACUCAGAUUUCUCUGCUUGAUGAGGUGUCAGGAGAGAGUGAAGAGGUUGUGGUCACGCUGCUUCCCGCUGGUCACUGUCCGGGCUCAGUCAUGUUCCUGUUUGAAGGUUGCAGAGGGAACGUGUUGUACACUGGAGACUUCCGGUUGGCAGUUGGAGACGUGUCAAGGAUGGAACAUCUGCACUCAGGAAGCAGAGUGAAGGACAUUCAGAGUGUUUAUGUGGACUCCACCUUCUGUGACCCUCGUUUCUACCAGAUUCCUUCUCGGGAGGAGUGUGUGAACGCCAUCGUGCGUCUGGUGGGCGACUGGAUCGCUCAGAGCUGCUACCACAUGGUGUGGUUCAACUGCAAGGCGGCCUACGGCUACGAGUACUUGUUCACCAAGUUAGGAGAAGAGUUCAACACGCAGGUGCACGUCAAAAACCUACUGAUGUUCCGGAGGAUGCCGGAGAUCCUGAGCUACGUGACCACGGACCGCAGGACGCAGAUUCACGCCUGUCGACCCCAUAAGAAUGAGAUGUAUCUCUACGGCAACCGAUUACCGUGCGGCUGCACAGCAUCAGACGGGACGUGUCUUCGCGUGAUGAGCAUCAAACCUUCCACCAUGUGGUUUGGAGAGAGGACUAAGAAGACCAACGUCAUUGUCAAAUCAGGAAGCACUUCCUUCCGAGCCUGUUUCAGCUUCCACUCGUCCUAUUGUGAGAUUAAAGACUUCCUGUCCCACCUCCAGCCUGUCCACGUCUAUCCCAACGUCAUCCCGCUGGGACACACGGUCAGCCAAGUCACGCAGAUGCUCCAGCAGAUGUGCAGGAAGCAGUCAGAGGAGGCGUUCACAUACAAACCACUAGGGGCGCUCAAGCGCAGCGUAGACAUGAGAACGCCUUGUGAUUCCGACAGCGAUGAUGAGCUCUUUGACGGGAUGGACACGGCGCCAGUGAGGAAGAAGCUAGCGCUGAGCCACCACGUUGAAGACGCUCCCAGUCCGCACAACACAGCACCCCCUGCCUCUGAGGAGGACUCGGUGCAUGCGACACUCCUGCCACCCAGCACAAACAUUUACACAAACAACUACAUGGACUGUACUGAGUCCAAUGACGAGGACGAGGACGAGGACGAGGCGAGCGAUGAGGAGGUUAACACCCAGGCAGAACGUGGCUCAGGUGAGCCCCCCAGGUGGGAGGACUUUUUUACCGUGGAGAGCCUACCAGACAGCCAGAACAGCCAAUCAGAGCCCUGCUCCGUCUCAGGCUCCUCCCCCUCCAGGAGGACAGACUCACAGACAUUUGAAGUGUUCAGCGAACAGGAGGAGAGUCCGGAUGACAACUUUAGUCUGGCUCUGUCCGCCUCCUUGUCCAACCAUUCCUCACAGAACCAGGACUCAGAUCCUCCUCGCACCUUCAUCCAUUCACAGAACGCCAGCGGCUCCCCGGAAGAGCUUCCGGAGUCUCAGGCGUCGUCAGACUUUGACAUUCCCUGCACCCCGGAGUCCAAGAGGCCAUCCCCUGACGAACUGUCUCAACUGUACAGGAAGUUGGCGUCGGGAGAGGAAGUGCUGCCGCAGACAGGAAGUCAGUGUUCUACGUGACAGGAAGUCACAGCUCUGCUUGAGGUAGUGAUUACAAAAUAAUGAUUUGUCUGGAAAUAAAGGGGAAAAAAACUGCC
Nerophis lumbriciformis (worm pipefish) is the source of this 2033-nucleotide messenger RNA. RefSeq names its product DNA cross-link repair 1C, PSO2 homolog (S. cerevisiae) (gene dclre1c). NCBI's taxonomy places the organism in Eukaryota, Metazoa, Chordata, Actinopteri, Syngnathiformes, Syngnathidae. The record is from RefSeq and is a predicted model, not a curated record. Gene Ontology annotation, biological process: interstrand cross-link repair; telomere maintenance; double-strand break repair via nonhomologous end joining. Gene Ontology annotation, molecular function: 5'-3' DNA exonuclease activity; damaged DNA binding.